This is a messenger RNA of Hemibagrus wyckioides, 6165 nucleotides long. It is a transcript of the gene mark4b, whose product is annotated as MAP/microtubule affinity-regulating kinase 4b. The record is from RefSeq and is a predicted model, not a curated record. The transcript has 18 exons. Gene Ontology annotation, cellular component: cytoplasm. Lineage: Eukaryota; Metazoa; Chordata; Actinopteri; Siluriformes; Bagridae. The coding region runs from base 937 to 3312 and encodes 791 amino acids. Gene Ontology annotation, biological process: intracellular signal transduction; protein phosphorylation; microtubule cytoskeleton organization. Gene Ontology annotation, molecular function: protein serine/threonine kinase activity; protein binding; tau-protein kinase activity.
CCCAUUCUCCGUCCUGACGUCCUUCCUCGAUGCUGGUCUAGAGUGUGUGUGAGUGAGUGUGUGUGAGUGAGUGUGUGUGUGAGUGUGUGUGUGACACGCCGCUUUUUUGAGAAGGAAGAUUGUAAGAGCAGCUGCCUAAUUUUUUGUACUUUGAAAGAGAGGGAUGUUAGGAAGAAUAUCUCUCUCUUUCCCUCUCUCUCUCUCUCGUCGCCUUUGUUUGAAGUCUUUAGGCUUAUGAGGGAUUAUAAAGGUGAAAGGUACCAGUUUGUGUUCCGGCUGCUUUCUGGAUUUUUUUUUUUUAACUGAUUCAUUUAUUUUCCUGGAAAUGUACAGAGAGAGAGCCUCUUUGAAGGGCAGCCUGUUUACAUCGGAGCGGAUUACUUCAGCUAAAAGACACUCGCCUUUGAAAUUUAGCCACAGAAAUAGAAGCUAGAUUUGGUUUGUUUUGCUCGAUUUUGAAGCUUUAAAGAGGAACAGGGUGUACAUCUCUUUCGACAUGGGAAGCGGUGAGGUUUUAUGAGAAUGGAAACGCUGCUCGGGACAUUUGAUCAUUUCUCUACAGAAAACGAGCCGCUCCAGUCAGACUGAUGCAGACAUCAGGGCCACACAAAGGGCAAAACUUUCGUCUGUCAUAUUUUUUAUUUAUUUAUUUAUUUGUAUCCACCAUUGUGUGGGGAGUUCAUACGGUAAGCAGGUAAAUAUGUGGAUUAUUUGAAGAAGAAAAAAAGAAAGAAAAUACGUGUUCUUAUAGCAGAAGAGAGCCCUGCCCUGUCUGGCUGGAGCACACAGGGCUUUUGAUUGAUUUCGCCUCAAGAGAAGAGGAGUGGAGAGAUGCAGAGGGCCAAAUGACGGCGGAUUUUCUUUGCCAAGCUCCAUUUUAUACGCAGAGGGAAUAGAUAAAAGUGUCGUUGUCGAAGUUGAAGGACCUCAGGGACCAUGUCUUCUUCUCGGGCAACACUUCAGGCCGACAGGAAUUCAGACCACCAUGUUUCACUCUCGGCCAGCCGCUCGGACAAGGGCUCAGCCUGGUCGAAUCGCUCGCUGGGAGCUCGCUGCCGUAACUCCAUCGCCUCCCUAUCGGACGAGCAUCCUCACAUCGGCAACUACCGGCUGCUCAAAACCAUUGGCAAGGGCAACUUUGCGAAAGUGAAGCUGGCACGUCACAUCCUGACUGGCAGAGAGGUUGCAAUAAAGAUAAUUGACAAAACCCAGCUCAAUCCAACAAGCCUACAAAAACUUUUUCGAGAGGUCCGGAUUAUGAAGAGUCUCAACCACCCAAACAUAGUUCAGCUCUUUGAAGUGAUUGAAACGGAGAAGACACUGUACCUUAUAAUGGAGUAUGCCAGCGGUGGUGAAGUGUUCGACUACCUCGUGGCCCAUGGGAGAAUGAAGGAAAAGGAGGCACGCUCUAAAUUUCGACAGAUUGUAUCUGCAGUUCACUAUUGUCAUCAGAAGAAGAUUGUUCAUAGGGAUCUGAAGGCGGAAAACCUCCUGCUCGAUGCAGAUUCCAAUAUUAAAAUCGCAGACUUUGGCUUCAGUAACGAGUUCACACUGGGCAGUAAGCUGGACACGUUCUGCGGCAGUCCCCCUUAUGCCGCUCCUGAGCUUUUUCAGGGCAAGAAAUAUGACGGGCCUGAGGUGGAUAUCUGGAGCUUGGGAGUCAUUCUCUACACACUCGUCAGCGGAUCACUGCCCUUUGAUGGCCAGAACCUCAAGGAGCUGCGUGAGCGAGUGCUGAGUGGAAAGUAUCGAGUGCCGUUCUACAUGUCCACUGAUUGUGAGAGUAUCCUACGCAGGUUCUUGGUGCUCAACCCUGCCAAGCGCUGUACCCUGGAGCAAAUCAUGAAAGAUAAGUGGAUGAAUGUUGGCUAUGAUGCAGAUGAGCUGAAGCCACACAUAGAGCCUGUGGAGGACUACAAUGACUCGGAGAGGAUAGAUGUAAUGAUAGGGAUGGGUUUUUCCCGUGAGGACAUCAGGGAAGCUCUGACCACUCAAAAGUACAAUGAGAUCACUGCUACUUACCUACUGCUGAACCGCAGAAGUGAGGAUGUCACUGACUCCAGAUCCAGUAGUACUCUGUCACUAGCACGAGUUCGGCCGAGUCCGAUAACCAAUGGUACCAGUAAACACUCCUCCACCUCCUCAUCCAGCUCUGCCUCCACCACCCACAACAAACCCCAGCGUAGUUCCUCCACCUACCAACGUCAGAGGCGGCACAGUGACUUCUGUGGUCCUGCAGCAACUACAGCUCACCCUAAACGGAGCCCCACCACCACAGGAGAGUCAGACUUGAAGGAGGAGCGUUUGGCCACGAGAAAGGCAGGCUGCAGUGUAGUGGGCAGUCGUAAUAUCCCACCAUCCAGCCCUAUGGUCAGCACAGCUCACAACCCCAACAAAUCAGAGAUCCCUGACCGCCGCAAGGAAGCCGCUGUCGCCUCAAACAACGUACCAGCAAGUGCCAUGACCCGCAGAAACACAUAUGUAUGUACAGAUCGCUCCAACACUGAUAGACACUCCUUACUGCAGAACGGCAAGGAGAACAGCUCACAUUCGCAUCGUUUACCUCCAGCCUCUCCCUCCACACACAGCAUAUCUGGGGCGGGUGGGGCGUCAUCCUCCUCAGCCGAACGUUCCCGUCUGAGCCGAGGCUCCACUGUCCGUAGCACUUUUCAUGGGGGUCAGCUCCGGGAGCGCCGGGUGCCUGCGCAUGGCCCACCAGCCUCCCCCACUUUAUCCCGCGAAGCCAGCCCACUGCCCCACGCCCGCACUCGUGCCACCUCAAACCUCUUCAGCAAACUCACCUCCAAACUUACACGCAGGGUCAAUCUUGACCCUUCUAAGCGUCAGAGCUCAAACAAGUCCGUCUCGGGCUGCCCUCUGCCACAUGGAUCGAAAACUGUUAGGUCACAGACGAACCUGAGAGAGUCUGCAGAUCUCCGGUCACAAGGUAAGAGUGUAUCGACUUCUCUCUUUUUCCUGUCUCACAGUCGCCAUCUAUCUGGGUAUCAAAAAGCGCCAGAGCCCCGGCCCCCCCGAUGCGGCUGGGAUGUAAAGGUGCAGAGCGCGCGGGACCCAGCCGAGGUGGUGCUGGCAGUUCGUGAGGCGGCGCAGGGCUGCGGUUGCCAGGUGCACCAGGCUGGCCCGUUCCUCCUCUCCUGUACACAUGGUGCUGCCGGCUCCCGGGUGGCGUUCGAGGCUGAAGUAGGCCACCUGCCUACAGAGGCCAGCGGGGUCCGCUUCAAACGCCUAUGGGGAGCGCCACUCGCUUUCCGGGACAUCGCUACCAAAGUGUCCAAAGAGCUGGAACUCUAAACCGCAACAGGGGGCAGAGGGGUAUGGGAGCAAAGCAGGGGACAAUUAAAACAGGAACCUCUCUACGUCACCUGCACUUUCUGUGGGCUUAUACAGACUCUGCAGCAAACGUGAAGAGCUUCAUGGCUGCCACAUACAAGGUCCUGCUGACAGAAAUCCCUUCCCCUCUGACUCCUACUCUGUGUCUUAGCCAAUCUAUUUGCUAUUCCACUUUUGACAGACAUCGAUCGUCACCACGGUGUCUCAGCCCUUCAUGUCAUUUCCUUUCAACAGCUGCUAUUUAAUACGUUUUGACCUUUUUUUUCUUUUUAGUCCUUUAAAACUUGCACCAUCCUGAACACUUCGAUGUCCCGAAGACCAGUUUCUUUUGUGUGUAUUUUAUAUUAACACUUUCUGUGGAUGAAAAACAGCCUAAACACAGGAUUAAGAGCUGCCUAAUAGGAAUAAAAAAGCUGUUAUAAACCUGUGUGAUAUUUUGGGAUAAGUGAUGGCUGCUCUUCUGAGCCACUAACGUUGUAGCCUUUAUGGCUUUUUUUUUUUUUUGUCUGCGUUUCAGCAGUUGUUCUCAGUAAUGCAACUUCUGUUGUUGUUCAGUAGCACUUUAGGGUUGAGUGAGCGUCACUUUUGUUUUAAAAAAAAUUGUGUUCCCCCUUAAAUGGUACACUUCACCUGUCAAGCCAAGUCAAAUCACAACACUCCUUCUGUUGUUCUGUAAGUAUUAUUGCUGGUGAGAAGCCUCUAUUAUACAGCCAAAAGAGGAUCGUGCUAAAUGGACAUGAGACAUGCAGCUUUCCAUCGAUUUGGUCACCACCUAAUCGCAAGUCUAGUUGUAGCCUUGGAGUCAUCUAACAGUUGUAGAUUGUACUAUAUUUUUGAUAAUGUGACAAGUGUUUCGGGUGCUAAAACAUCUGCCAAAUUAUCCUGUGAUAUAAUUUCAGUACUGUUUGACGUAAAUUUCUUUGUAUUCUUAGCGCAAAAAGACCUCUUUAAGUCAGUGUGAUUAUUUGCGUGUGCUGUAGUGAUGUUAGGGUGUGAAGAGAUAUAUUCACCGUCCAGCUAUCCUACAUUUUAUAGCUGUACAAUUCCUAUGAGCACUGUUCUGAAACGUUUCGCUAAAGGCACAAGGGCUAUCCGAAGAGAAUAUGUUCCAAAAUCCCCCCAAAAAAAGAGAGAGAGAGAGAAUAAAUGUUUUAUUGUGAGUCGCAAUCUACCACCAAGAUAAACAUUUCUUCUGACCUCCUAAACCCUAUAACUGAAUUUCACAGUUUCAGAUGUUGUUGCGUCUCGUUGAUCCAUAGAAACUCCAAAACGUUAGCAACUGAAAGAAUAUUAAAUAUACUCCGAUUCAUUUAAUCUCUUAUUAUGCGAUAUUUUUAAUAACUCCAGUUUGAAAUAGUCUUAUUCUGUUAGCAGAUCAUUUAGCUUCUAUAAAAAAAAGCUUCUUCUAAAAGAAUAAAACCAUUUUAAACAUGAGAUUUAUAAUGAUACCUAUCAAUAAAUGUUAAGAAUUUAUUCAUUACAUUACAAUAAUUAUAAUCCGUCAUAAUUUUUUUUGGGUUUUUUUCUUCCAAUGUACAAUCCAGGUCCUUUUUUGAUAUCAGCUUGGGAGUAAAAUAUCAUGGCUUUCAUAGGCUUGCUGUGGAUUGGUUCCCUGUACUGGUGGUGAUCCAUGGGUACUUACCUGUGCUUAAAAUAGAUGCCGGUUCACGUUUACAGUUAAUUAGCGAUUUACAUUUUACACCUCAGUCUGCUUCCUUUAAUGACUUGGUGCCUUGCUGUUUCAGUUAGUGUACACCAAAAUUCUGGGAUUAUGUAGAACCGAGUGAUACAACCUGGUUGUGGUUCCAGUCUGGAGCAAAAGGUUUCAGUCAAAGGACAAAGCCUUAUAUUUUGAAUUGGUCUCAAGAAACGUAUUAUUAUAUACAGACGUUACAAAAAAAUCUCUUUAUUCUAGCAGUCUUGUGUGUGUGUUUAUGUGUGUGUGUGUGUGUGUGUGUGGAGGGGGGGAUUGAAUUUUCAGUGGAAAUAAAAACACUGUGUGGCUUUUGGUCUUAAGUUAAUUAACAUAAGUAGUCUUAACCCCUUAAACUAGCAGGACUUGUGAGCGGGUCAAGCUCUGCAUUCCUCACUCGUGUGUGUGUGUGUGAACAUGUGUACGUUUCCUUUUAGGUUUACUGUAACUGCGAAAGAAUUCAUAAGAGUUACGAAAUCUCCACAUGCUUAAAGGGGUUAAGUGCUCAGAACACUGUUACAUUAAGCCACUGUUUUACAAGCCGGUCCUCAGGGAUCCCAGAUGCUCCACAUUUUAUAGCGUCACAGCUCCCAGUACACCUGAACACCAGAGAAGCCUGAAUACCUGGUGCGGAUGUGUUAGGAGGAAGGACUGAGGACUGGUUUGGGAACACUACAAUAAGUGCUGUUUUAAAAUAAUAGCCUCUGCUGGUCACAUGGCUUUUAAUCACAUCAAAAUAAGAAGUAGCCUUAGUUACUGAACUAAAAUGCCUUUUUCUCCCCCUGUGUGUGUUACCCUUCAAAUACAUGCAGCGUCAAAUAAAAACUUUUUUUGUUGUUGUUUUGCUCCAUUUGUAAGCAGGUUGAGUUAAAAGAAGUAACUUUCUGCUUAAGAGUAAAACUAAAACUGCCUGCUGGGUUUGCAUUGACCGGAGGUAAAUCAUUGCCUACUGUCUCUUCUCCUCCUCCAAGGCUAACUGACUGUAUAAAUAUGUAAAAAGUGUGUAGGUAAAUUAUGUUUUACUUUUGUUCUUUUAAGUUUUAGAUUAUUUUUCUGCUUGUACGUGUACAGAAAGGGGGGAAAGCUGAGGUGGCUGAGAAAUAAACUCAUUGAGGAAUAAA